AUGCACAUCUUGUGGGUUUUGCUGACCGUCCCAGCAGUUGUAACCACCGUCCAAGGGCAGCGGCCGCUCGCCUGUGACAGUGUGGGGGAUGGCAGUCCCGUCUGCAGCUGCAGGUCCGGACGCGUCUCCUGUGAAGACGCCGACUUGACGGACGUACCGACUGACAUUCCACCGGACACCGGCACCCUGGAACUCACCGGAAACAAGAUUACGUCACUUCCGGAGUUGGUGUUCGAUGAUCUGCCCCAAGUAUCUACUCUUGACCUUUCUGAUAAUGAGAUUGCUUCUAUAGAGGUUGGGGCGUUUGAUGGGUUAGGCGGCAGCCUCAGUAAGCUUGACUUGAACAACAAUGAGCUAAUCCCUGAAAGAAUCACCAAGUCCUCCUUCAAGACCAUGCACAUCUUGUGGGUUCUGCUGACCGUCCCAGCAGUUGUAACCACCGUCCAAGGGCAGCGGCCGCUCGCCUGUGACAGUGUGGGGGAUGGCAGCCCCGUCUGCAGCUGCAGGUCCGGACGCGUCUCCUGUGAAGACGCCGACUUGACGGACGUACCGACUGACAUUCCACCCGACACCGGCACCCUGGAACUCUCCGGAAACAAGAUUACGUCACUUCCGGCAUUAGUCUUCGAUGGUCUGCCCGAAAAACCGUAUAAGGAGGUUGGACAGCAUCUUGCCUGCGCUGCCGUCCCGUGUAGGAUCAAUAGAUCUGAGCGGUAA
Molecule: messenger RNA, 717 nt
Organism: Branchiostoma floridae (Florida lancelet)
Lineage: Eukaryota; Metazoa; Chordata; Leptocardii; Amphioxiformes; Branchiostomatidae
Product: decorin-like
Exons: 3
Coding region: 1-717 (238 amino acids)
Molecular function (GO): protein binding
Source: RefSeq, a predicted model, not a curated record